CCUGCCCAGAUGCUUACCAAGAUGGGGUUAAAUUGCUCCAGGCCACCCCCACCGGACGUCGUUUCCUUGACGAUCUCGCCGAUGACACCUACCGCAAAGGUAUGGUUGGGCUCGUAGCGGAGAAUCUCCCCACGUUCGAGCGUCAUUUCGGGGCUCCUUUCGAUCCGGAGGCGGCUGGCUUUGAUGUUCUGAUGGCGGACGCUCAUGCGGGGGCCCUCGAGCUGCUGAAGGAGCAGGCGGAAGCCAAAGCUAGUGAAGAAUGCAAGCAGGCUCUUUCCAAAGUUCCAGCUCCGGACGUCGAUCGAAAGUGAUUCUCUGUUCAUGACCUUGUACUUGUACAAUUUUUCCCAUUAUUUUCAUUGUCUUGUAAUUUUCCGGCCAAUAGCGCCGAAGAAUAAAAAAUCAUUCUUUGCUCCUUGCUCCUCUGGCAUUUCUUUUUUUUUUUUUUUUUUUUUUUUUUUUGGAGUCUUUUAGUCUUCGUUCGUCCUUGGUCCCUGGUCCCACCGGCGUCCCCACUUCGAGGAGACGUUCGGUGUCCGCCGACAUCGCAAGGAUGAACAGGUUUAUCUACAUCGAGAUUCCCCCCUUUUUUCGUUCGUCCGUGGUCCUUUUAGCCUUACCGACGUCUCUUGCUUCGAAGAGGACGUUCGGUACCCAAGGACUCGCAGGGACGAACAGGUCUACCCUCACGGGUCCCCGACUUUGUUACCCCACGUCCAUCGAUCCAUGGUCGUUUGUGGGAUAAACAGGUUUAUCUUGGCGGGCUCCCUUGGUUCGUCUAGCCCCCUCCGCGUCUCUACUAACCUCUACACCGAGAGGCGUUCGUCUUCGGCGGUUGGAGAAGAUCUGGCACACCCGGGCAAGAUUCCCUUCUACAUAGGAGCUCCUCUCCUCUUCUCCCCAAUUUUUCUUCUUUUUUUUUUUUUUUUUUUUUUUUUUUUUGGUGGAGGCAAUCCAUACUCUUCGUUCGUCAUUGGUCCCUGGUCCUACCGGCGUUCCUACUUCGAGGAGACGUCCGGUAUCCGCCGACAUCUCAAUGAGGAACAGGUUUAUCUGCAUCGAGAUUCCCUGGUGCUUCGUUCGUCCUUGGUCCCUGGUCCCACCGGCGUCCCUACUUCGAGGAGACGUUCGGUGUCCGUCGACAUCGCAAGGAGGAACAGGUUUAUCUACAUCGAGAUUCCCUUCUUUAACGGUCGUUGGCCAGAACAGAAUUUCAGAAAAAACAGGGGCCUUAUUAUU
Cuscuta epithymum is the source of this 1239-nucleotide messenger RNA. The record is from the annotation of a GenBank genome assembly. NCBI's taxonomy places the organism in Eukaryota, Viridiplantae, Streptophyta, Magnoliopsida, Solanales, Convolvulaceae.